Ascochyta rabiei is the source of this 1014-nucleotide messenger RNA. RefSeq lists its product as uncharacterized. Bases 1 to 1014 code for a protein of 337 amino acids. Gene Ontology annotation, molecular function: oxidoreductase activity, acting on the CH-OH group of donors, NAD or NADP as acceptor. The transcript is spliced from 3 exons. The record is from RefSeq and is a predicted model, not a curated record. NCBI's taxonomy places the organism in Eukaryota, Fungi, Ascomycota, Dothideomycetes, Pleosporales, Didymellaceae.
AUGACCUUCCUUCGCUCUGUCCUUUCUGAUCGUCUUACGAUUGCUCUGUUUCUCUCUCUCGCACUCUUCAAGGUCACUUUGCCAAGAGCCCCAGAUCGGGCCUAUUACUACUCAGCUGGCCUAAGAACGCUACAGUCAGCUAUUUACACUGCUAUCGGUGUAAAAUUACUCUUGGCGCUCAACAAGUGGAUCACACACCGAAGCAUCAACAACUUCAUUGACGACACGACUUGGGAUUGGCCUAAAGAGCUCGCUGUGAUAACUGGAGGAUCAAGCGGCAUUGGCGCAGAGACUGUACGGGGACUCAGCAAGCACAAUGUGAAAACGAUCAUUUUGGACAUCAACCCUCCAACGUCCAAACAGUUAAACGGGGUGACUUUCUACCAAGUAAAUCUGACAUCAACCUCCGCCAUAAUCGAAGCCGCAGCAAAAAUAAUAAAAGAACACGGACAUCCUUCCAUCCUAAUCAACAACGCGGGAACCGGCACAGCACAAACCAUCCUAAGCGAGAGUGAACCAGAGAGAAGACGGGUAUUCGAAGUCAAUAGCCUCUGCCACUUCACUCUAGUGCGCGAAUUCCUCCCAGCCAUGAUAGAGCGAAACCACGGCCACAUCGUAACAGUAGCGAGCACAGGGAGUUUCUACUCACAAGCCCAAAACGUAUCAUACGCAUGCUCCAAAGCCUCAGCCAUGGCCUUCCACGAGGGUCUUGGGCAAGAGAUCCGCGCGCGCUUCAACGCACCAAAGAUACGCACUUCCAUCAUCUACCCCGACUUUGUGCGCACGCCACUUGUCGAAGCGCUCACGAGCAAGGUCUCCGAGUUUCCCCUGAACGUUCUCGAGCCCGCGGAGGUGGCGGAGGAGAUUGUAGACAUUGUCUUGUCGACGUACAGUCACAGCCUCGUGCUGCCAAGGGACAUGACGUAUCUGUCUCUGCUCCGCGGCUUGCCGCUGUGGCUUCUGCGGAUUGUUCAGACUUUGGACCCGGACCCGUUGGCUCUUGCUAACCGCUGA